AUGGUCAAUGAGUUUAACAAAGCCAAAAAUACGAAUCAAAUUCGUAAGCUGUUGAAUCUCUUGGGAAAUGAUUUUGUUUUGACAGUAAAUUUUGGUAACACUCAUGGUACAUAUGUGAUUAAUCGUCAAUCGCCGAAUCGACAGAUCUGGUUGAGCUCACCAACUAGCGGACCAAAGCGAUAUGAUUUUGUGCCAUCGAAUGCCAUCAAAGAUGCUAGCGAAGGCUAUUGGCUGUACAAGCACGAUGGUAUUACGUUGCACGAACUGCUCCAAAAGGAGAUUCGAUUGAUCGUUAAACGAGAGGUGGAAUUUUUGAAUCUUCCGAAUGGCCGCAGGACUUAG
Molecule: messenger RNA, 342 nt
Organism: Bradysia coprophila
Lineage: Eukaryota; Metazoa; Arthropoda; Insecta; Diptera; Sciaridae
Product: frataxin homolog, mitochondrial-like
Biological process (GO): intracellular iron ion homeostasis; iron incorporation into metallo-sulfur cluster
Cellular component (GO): mitochondrion
Molecular function (GO): 2 iron, 2 sulfur cluster binding; ferric iron binding; ferrous iron binding
Source: RefSeq, a predicted model, not a curated record